AUGCGUUCAGUUUUCGGCGGAGUCUCAGACGCGUGGUUUCUGUCGCCGGUGUUCAUGCCGGUUUAUCUGGAGCAUGGCAACAUACAGGGGAGUAGCUUACUCAGUCAGUGCUGCUGUGCUAGUCGCGGUUCGACACCUGGGGCAGCUCGAAAGUGUCAGCACCUCAAGACGACGAUUGAUGGAGGCGGCAGCGGCGACGACGAGGGUGUUUUCACCAUUCCGGAGAGUCGCGAAACGAGUCUGCCUCCUUUGCUUUCUCCGCCACCGCCGUUCUAUCCGGAAACCGGCAUUAAAGGCGAGAAAGGCGACCCAGGUGCAAUGGGCCCGAAAGGGGACAAAGGCGAUAGCGUUGUUGGUGAACCGGGAACCCCUGGUUCAUCGGUGAAAGGUGACAAAGGUGACCGUGGCGAACCGGGUCCGCCGGGACAGUGCGAAUGCGACCUGUCAGCAUAUGUCAGCCAGCUGCAAGGAAUUCAGGCCCAACCAGCAGCGAAAGGCGAGAAGGGCGAAGCAGCCGAAGCCGGAAUUUAUCAGCUGACAAUGGAGGACAGACAUCAGUUAAGAGGAGAAAAGGGCGAGAAAGGUGACAGAGGUGACAUUAUUUACGCUAACGUUCCAGAAAUGAACUAUAUUCCUGGUCAGAAGGGUGAAGUAGGUCCUCCCGGUCCGCAAGGCCCUCCUGGACUGCCAGGGCCUCAAGGCCCACCUGGUAGAAUGGGACCGCAGGGACCUGUUGGAGAAAUUGGCCCAUCUGGUUUUCCGGGUCAACCAGGAGAACCAGGUCAGAGCAUCAAAGGAGAGAAAGGUGAACCUGGUGGAUAUGCUUAUACUUCGGACGAUUACAAACAUGCACCAGUGCCGGGCCCCCCUGGUUCUCCUGGUCAGCGUGGACCACCGGGUCCAGCAGGACCGCAAGGACCAGCUGGGCCUCAAGGCCGUCAGGGCCUUAUGGGAUAUCCGGGUCCUCCCGGUCCGCCUGGCGAACCCGGUCCUGCGAGUACGUUUUCCAACGUCGUCCCUGGCGCUGAUCAUCCGUACGCAAGGGGUGAACCCGGAGUUGGUUUGCCGGGCCCGCAAGGACCUGCUGGACCUCAAGGGCCCCCUGGAAUACAAGGCCCUCCAGGCAAAUGCUGCGGCGAUGACGCCAACAUUCUUAAGUCUACGCGAGCAAAGAAAAUUAUUCCAGGCGUUUUGAUAUUUUCGACUAACUUGCACUUGAUCUAUGCAUCCAACAGAGUUCCGGUUGGUACACUGGCCUUCUCUUCUUCGUCAGAGCAGCUUUUUGUGCGCGUUAGAGAUGGUUGGCGAAUUGUCAAGCUUGACAGCUUCCAUCACACUUUAGAAGAUUACACGGAAAAAGAAUCAACUGCUACGCCCAGAGAAAUUUUGCGGCACGAGAUCGAUCAGAAGAUUAGCCGGAAGGAAGUGUUGCAUCUCGUUGCGCUGAACUCUCCGUUCACUGGCAACCUGCACGGCGUUCGAGGGGCAGACGUGGCUUGUUACCACCAAGCCCGAGCCGCCGGUUUUACUACCACGUUCAGAGCGUUCAUCAGUUCCCAGGUGCAGGAUCUGGACAAAAUUGUUCACUAUAGCGAUCGAUUGUCGGUGGUAGUCAACCUGCGGGGCGACGUGAUCUUCGAUUCAUGGGAAAGUUUGUUUCGCGGUGAUGGAGCCCAUUUCCGGACCAAAGCUCCGAUAUAUUCGUUCAGCAGGAGAGAUGUUCUGCGCGACAAUAUCUGGCCAACGAAGUACGUGUGGCAUGGCUCGGAUAUGAUGGGUACUCGUAAUAUUGGAAAGUAUUGUGAUGCCUGGCGUUCUGAGAGUAACAAGAAGGUAGGCAUGGCGUCGCCGCUCGAGAGAUAUACUCUCCUUAGUCAAGAAGCUUUUCCCUGCAGUAACUCAUUUAUUGUUCUCUGCAUUGAGAAUAUGAGUAAAGGUAAUGUUGAAAGACGCCUGAAGCAUAAAAAAGGAAAAGGUGAAAAACGCUUGCUAGACGAAGAAGCAUUGUUCUAUGAUGAGAAAGAAAAAGAUAUAAUGAAGGAGCCAAAGAAUGUCGAAACUCUUAAGUAG
Soboliphyme baturini is the source of this 2070-nucleotide messenger RNA. NCBI's taxonomy places the organism in Eukaryota, Metazoa, Nematoda, Enoplea, Dioctophymatida, Soboliphymatidae. The record is from the annotation of a GenBank genome assembly.